CCCCUCCCUCCCAAUCUGCCUGCGCUCCGCUCCCUCAUCACUCUCCCCCCUCCGCGCCCGCCGGAUCACCCGCCGGCCUCCGCUCUCUCUCUCUCUCCACCAUCGCCUACGAGCUAGGAGUAGUGGGCUACGACCUACGAGUGAGUGAUAGCCCGCAACUCUGUCCCGCCAUUACUCCACCCUCAUAACAGAGGAAGCAGGGAGCAGAGGAGGCGGAGAAGAGCCGGGAAAGAGCACGCCGGCAGGCAAGGCAGGCAGAGAGUAAUCCUUCCGCUCUGCGGCCGUACCUUCACCCGGGCGGCGCGGCGGCCACCACCACCACGCUCCUAGGCUCCUAGCUAGCUAGCUACCGUAGCUACGAGCGAGCCAGCAGAGAGCCCACUCCUGCAUCAAUCGCACAGUAAAUUCCGGCGCACCCUGCAUUCACUGCCCCGUCCGUCCGGCCGGCCAAAUCUUUUCUGAUCCUCCUCCUCAUCGCGAGAAAAGCAAAGCACAGCGCAGCCGCGUGGUGAGAGAACGGGGGAGAGGCGAGGAUGGUGCCGCGCGAGCAUGGGGACGAGGCCAUCGUGGCGGACGGGCACGGCAAGGAGGAGGAGGUCGGGGUGAUGGGCGUGAGCAGCGGCGGCGCGGACGGCGACGAGGAGCAGCACGGCGGCGGCGGCGGCAAGUUCAGCGUGACCAGCUUCCUCUGGCACGGCGGCUCCGUGUGGGACGCCUGGUUCAGCUGCGCCUCCAACCAGGUGGCGCAGGUGCUGCUGACGCUGCCCUACUCCUUCUCGCAGCUGGGGAUGCUCUCGGGCAUCCUGCUGCAGCUCUUCUACGGCUUCCUCGGCAGCUGGACCGCCUACCUCAUCAGCGUCCUCUACGUCGAGUACCGCUCCCGCAAGGAGAAGGAGGGCGUCAGCUUCAAGAACCACGUCAUCCAGUGGUUCGAGGUGCUGGACGGGCUGCUGGGCCCGUACUGGAAGGCGGCCGGGCUGGCCUUCAACUGCACCUUCCUGCUCUUCGGCACCGUCAUCCAGCUCAUCGCCUGCGCCAGUAACAUCUACUACAUCAACGACCGGCUGGACAAGCGGACGUGGACGUACAUCUUCGGCGCCUGCUGCGCCACCACCGUCUUCAUCCCGUCCUUCCACAACUACCGGAUCUGGUCCUUCCUGGGCCUGGGCAUGACCACCUACACGGCCUGGUACCUGGCCAUCGCCGCGCUCAUCAACGGGCAGGUGGAGGGCGUCACCCACACCGGCCCCAACAAGCUCGUCCUCUACUUCACCGGCGCCACCAACAUCCUCUACACCUUCGGCGGACACGCCGUCACCGUGGAGAUCAUGCACGCGAUGUGGAAGCCGGCCAAGUUCAAGUACAUCUACCUGCUGGCGACGCUGUACGUGUUCACGCUGACGCUGCCGUCGGCGUCGGCCAUGUACUGGGCGUACGGGGACGAGCUGCUGGCGCACGCCAACGCCUUCUCGCUGCUGCCCAAGACGGCGUGGCGGGACGCGGCCGUCAUCCUCAUGCUCAUCCACCAGUUCAUCACCUUCGGCUUCGCCUGCACGCCGCUCUACUUCGUGUGGGAGAAGGUGAUCGGCAUGCACGACACCAAGAGCGUCUGCCUCCGCGCCCUCGCCAGGCUCCCCAUCGUCGUCCCCAUCUGGUUCCUCGCCAUCAUCUUCCCCUUCUUCGGCCCCAUCAACUCCGCCGUCGGCGCCCUCCUCGUCAGCUUCACCGUCUACAUCAUCCCCGCCCUCGCCCACAUGCUCACCUACCGAUCCGCAUCCGCACGCGCCAACGCGGCGGAGAAGCCGCCCUUCUUCCUGCCGAGCUGGACGGGGAUGUUCGUGCUCAACGCCUUCAUCGUGGUGUGGGUGUUCGUGGUCGGCUUCGGCCUCGGCGGCUGGGCCAGCAUGGUCAACUUCAUCCGCCAGAUCAACACCUUCGGCCUCUUCGCCAAGUGCUACCAGUGCCCCAAGCCCGGCGCCGCCAUCGUCGCCCCUGGCCCCUCCUCCUUGCACCACUAGCUCCCUCGCCGUCGCCCGGGACCGUGACACUGCCAUGCCACUGGCCGGUGGGAAGCAAGCAAGGAGCUCGAGAAGCUUCCCCUCCCGCUCCCGGCGGAUCCAUUACUGUUGCUUGCUAGGUUUUGGUCGCCUUGUAAUAUACAAGCCUCGCCUCUCCUAGGGCGUCCGUCAGUGUCACACCGCACCGUAGUAGAACAGCAGGGUGACCGGGUCCCUAAGACCACGUCCGUUGCUUCCCCCUGCCAGACCCGUUGGUAGUACGUACGUACGUGUCCGUGUGUUUGUGUUUGGCUUGCCCCACCAAUAUAUAUGUGAUGGUCUUCAUGGCUUAUAAGAUUUGCAUGCAGCUCAUGGGACAUUUCAUAUGAUGAUGAAUUGAAUUGAUGAUGGUAUUAACAUACUUA
Molecule: messenger RNA, 2422 nt
Organism: Aegilops tauschii subsp. strangulata
Lineage: Eukaryota; Viridiplantae; Streptophyta; Magnoliopsida; Poales; Poaceae
Product: auxin transporter-like protein 1
Source: RefSeq, a predicted model, not a curated record